AUGUUAGAAGCCUUCGAAGUAUUGACUACCUCCGGGGUGGUGCUUUGGUCAAAGUCGUAUGCGCCGGUCGGAGCGCAUGUAGUCAACAGCCUAAUCAACGAUGUCUUCAUUGAGGAGAAGGUUCGAGCUCUAAAUCAGGCAACCAGCGGUGCAGCUCCUAUAUACAAGAAGGAAAAGUAUACUCUGAAAUGGAAGCAAGUCAAGGAUUUCAAUCUGAUCUUUGUGGCUGUGUAUCAAUCUCUGCUACACCUUGGUUGGAUCGACAAACUCUUGGAUAAUAUUUCGACUAUAUUCAUUGACUUAUAUAAGGAUGAGCUGAGGAGCGCACGCGCUAGGAUUAUUGAGUACCCGUUCGACAAGUACUUCGACCAGCAGGUGCGAGAGCUUGAGGACAAUGCUGGGGCUCCUACAUCAGAAACUCUUGUAGCAGAGGUCAAAGAGAAAAAGGACCCUCUUGUUUCAUCAGAUAAUGGCGGGCCGCCUCCGCCGCCCGUGCCUGGUCUGCUCAAAGCGCAACGUCCAGUUGCGCAGGGCGCGGCGACCUCGGACGAGGGUUCGCCACCCCAGACCCCAGAUCUUUCUCGGUCGUCAACGCCCAUUUCAGGUCAUCUGUUGACCGCCAAGGGAGGGCCUGCUGGCCGCGCCUCUCGACGCGCACGCAAAGCGGCCAACGCCAGCGCUACUGCUUCUUCUGGAGAUGAAAGCACUCGGAAGGGGAAAACACCAAAAAGCGGGAAAAAGAUGCGCAAGUGGGAUGCUGAUGGCUUCGCGGAUGAGGACGAUGGCAAGGUCCUCGAUUACUCCGCACCUGCAGAUGGCGAGGACGCACCGGCUCCAGUAAUAGAGGCUGUCACGCAAGAAUCCUGGGGACGCCGAACAGGCAAGGGCCAAUUUGUCCUGAAAGAUCUAGGGGAUGAAGUCCAUUCCAUUCUUGAGAAUGCCGAUCAUGAAAAGGCAAAAGCUUCCUCGUCUACGGGCCUUGUUGGGUCAGGAGUCAACGCACUUGGCGGAUUUUUCCGUAAUAUUGUCGGCGGCAAAGUCCUCACUGAGGCUGACCUGGAGAAGCCCUUGAAAGCUAUGGAGGACCAUUUGCUGAAGAAGAACAUUGCGCGCGAAGCGGCAGUCCGUUUAUGUGAAGGCGUCCAGCGAGAAUUAGUCGGCAAGAAGACAGGCAACUUUCAAAGCGUUGAUGCAGCGUUGCGCUCCGCAAUGGAGUCCUCGUUGCGCAAAAUAUUGACACCUACGUCAUCCCUAGAUCUAUUGCGUGAGAUCGAUGCCGUUAGAUCUCCUACGAGCAAAGGACAGGCUCCUCGCCCAUACGUCAUCUCCAUUGUGGGCGUCAAUGGUGUUGGAAAGUCGACAAAUCUGGGCAAAAUCUGUUACUUCCUUCUCCAGAAUAACUAUCGUGUUCUCAUUGCAGCGUGUGACACCUUCCGCUCUGGAGCAGUGGAACAGUUACGAGUCCAUGCUCGCAAUUUGAAGGAACUUAGUGCUCGAGAGAAUGCUGGAGAAGUUGAACUCUACGAGAAGGGAUACGGGAAGGAUGCAGCGAAUGUAGCAAAGGACGCGGUGGAGUACGGUGCGGCGAAUCAAUUCGAUGUUGUCUUGAUUGAUACUGCCGGUCGCCGUCAUAACGACCAACGCCUUAUGUCUUCGCUUGAGAAGUUUGCGAAGUUCGCCAAACCGGAUAAGAUCUUUAUGGUCGGUGAAGCACUAGUCGGUACGGACAGUGUGAUGCAGGCUCGCAACUUCAACCAAGCCUUCGGCACUGGAAGAAACCUCGAUGGGUUCAUCAUCAGUAAAUGUGAUACCGUUGGUGACAUGGUAGGUACUCUCGUCAGCAUGGUGCAUGCAACAGGAAUUCCUAUUGUUUUUCUGGGCGUGGGCCAGCACUAUGGUGAUUUGAGGGGCCUAAGUGUGCCUUGGGCUGUCAAUCUGUUGAUGAAGUGA
Molecule: messenger RNA, 1950 nt
Organism: Aspergillus udagawae
Lineage: Eukaryota; Fungi; Ascomycota; Eurotiomycetes; Eurotiales; Aspergillaceae
Product: signal recognition particle receptor subunit alpha
Exons: 3
Coding region: 1-1950 (649 amino acids)
Biological process (GO): SRP-dependent cotranslational protein targeting to membrane
Cellular component (GO): signal recognition particle receptor complex; endoplasmic reticulum membrane
Molecular function (GO): GTP binding; signal recognition particle binding; ATP hydrolysis activity
Source: RefSeq, a predicted model, not a curated record